AUGUCCGCGUUUACUCUAUCCCGUAAAAACAAAGUGGAGAAGAAUUGUUUUGCCCUUUUAUUUCUCGAUGCAAUAGAAGUGAACUAUUACGAACGCAUCAAUCCAAAACGGAUUAAGGAUCAUCUCAUACGAAAAGCUCGACGUCAACAACUGAACGACCAGAUGGGACCGGUCAAAUUGACCGUGUUGGACGAUCAUUUAGAGUUGAACAAAGCAUUAUGGUGGCCGAAUACUGAUAGCCAUUCGGUAUCGCACAAUCAACUUCGUGACGUGUUCCCUCUGGAAUUAGAUGGGAAGAAGUUUCUGGUCGGUGUGGUUAAUACGGAAACCAGACAGCGUCGAGUGUUGAUUUUUAAAGCCAAAAGUAGUGGCGAAUGUGAAAAGAUUGUGGAUUUGUUGGACAAGUAUAGACAACAACAAAAUUUACAGUCAUUCGAGUCUGACACUAUGGCCUCCACCAAUCGGGACUCACAAAUCAGUAUGAAACAGGACAGCCCUAUAUCAUAUCGGAGACCAUCAAGUGCAGUCAGUUUUGCUCGAACACCAUCUGCGGGCGAUUUUCCGGAAUCCGCUCAUCAAUACGAGUUGCGAAAAUCACGGCUGCAACCGAUGGAACGUGGGUCACUCACAAUGGGACGAGAAUCCUCUGGCCGAAACUGCAGUUUUGCACGUGAAUCAUAUUCAAUGGAAGGAGACACAGCACCGGCUGUUAUGAAACCUAAACGGUUAUAUCGAACCCCAAUCCAUUCACAUUACCAACAGGACGUGUAUGAACGUCCUGCCAGUACUCUACCCGGGGAUUCUUCGCACAGUACGAUUGUGGCAAGACCCCCGGCUCAACCAAUUCGUUCAGACCGUACAGCGUUGCAUGUGGGCACAAUUCGUCGGACUCCCGUAUUGCCGGAUUACGUCAAUCCGGAUGUGUUACAGCGCUCCACUAGUGUUCAAAGCUUUCCCGCUAAUCCCAAUGGAGUGAGUGGUUAUGUGCAACAUGAAGGAUAUUACUAUCCACAAGGGACUAGUUACAUAAACGAACAAUAUGAUCCCACACGGAGACAAAGCAAUGCUAUCCACAUUAACAUCCAUGCUAGCCCAGGUCCGACGUCGAAUGACCCGGGUCAUUUUGCCUCCUUCCAGGACAGCGACAGACGUGCAUCAUCCCGAAUGCAAUCUACUUCACCCACACUACCACCGGGAUAUGAAAUGCACAGGUUCGGUGAACAAAUCGAUCAAAGUUACGAUAGAAGUUUUGAUUUGAAAAAUGAUUUUAUUCAUCAGAAUAAUGAGCAUAUGAUGACAGAACAGAAUACACUCUCUUUGCCCAAAGGACUUUAUCGUGUUUCAAGUGAAUCGGGACUGGUUGACCUAGGUCCCAGGUCUCCAAAACCAAUUAUCAUUGUUCGUGAGACAGAGCAGCGGGACGCGGAUUCUUUGACGAAUUCUAUAGCUUCCCAAAGGACAGAAAAUCACACGGUGAGAUUCGUCGACUUAAAUACAGAUUCACGACCACAGUCUAUGUCCGUCAAAUCGAAUCCGGGGACAAUGAAAAGAGUGCACUACACAGGUGAUCACACAUCGUCGACCGAAGAACCAAAUGAGACUGAACUCACAUGUGCCCUACGCAUCUCUGUACCGCAUACCGAGAAGAAACAUUACAUACAAGAAGUCACAAUUCUUCCAGGCCAUAAACAACAACUGCCGCCACCACCACCGCCACAACAACAACAACAACAGCAGGAGAGAGUGAUAACAUACACCGGAAAUCAGCCCGUAACAGAUAAUACCCAACAUUUGUACGGGAAUACUGAUACAUCUAACCAAAACAGUUUGAAUCGGAUUCGCAUUAUGAAUGUGGAAAAUCCCGCGACUAAAUCUGUAACAUGCACCGUACUACGACACGAUACGAAUGAGUGCAAUGAGAUGGGUUCACACACGAUGUAUCUCAGUCCGAAUAAGUCCCCUUGA
Messenger RNA from Echinostoma caproni, 1965 nucleotides. The record is from the annotation of a GenBank genome assembly. Lineage: Eukaryota; Metazoa; Platyhelminthes; Trematoda; Plagiorchiida; Echinostomatidae.